Molecule: messenger RNA, 5717 nt
Organism: Cuculus canorus (common cuckoo)
Lineage: Eukaryota; Metazoa; Chordata; Aves; Cuculiformes; Cuculidae
Product: rho GTPase-activating protein 39
Exons: 10
Coding region: 148-3234 (1028 amino acids)
Biological process (GO): signal transduction
Cellular component (GO): cytoplasm; cytoskeleton
Molecular function (GO): protein binding; GTPase activator activity
Source: RefSeq, a predicted model, not a curated record
AGGCACCUCCGAGCAUCCCGGCGGGAAGGCCCCGCCCGGCAGGGGGACCCGGGGAGCGGCGGGGGUCCCUCUGGCCGCGCCCCCGGGCGGGGCCGGGCCGGGAGCGGGGUUCACGUCCUGCCCCGCGAGCGGCAGAGCGGCCGCGCAAUGGCGGAGCGAUCCGACUGGGUGGAGAUCAUCGAGCCCCGCUCCCAGGAGCGGAUGUAUGUCAACCUGACCACUGGGGAGUGCGGCUGGGAGCCCCCUCCCAACCUGAAGGUGCGCCAGUCGGACCAGAAGCAGUGGUGGGAGCUCUUCGACCAGAACAACAACCGCUUCUACUACUACAAUGCAAUCACGCAGCAGACAGUGUGGCACCGGCCCCAGGGCUGUGACAUCGUGCCCUUGGCUCAGCUCCAAGCCAUGAAGCGCAACUCCCAACCCAACUGCCGGGGCCGGCAGCACCGGGGCAGCACCGGCAGUGACGGGAGAAGCACUCCCAUCCAAAUGGCCCUCGUGCAGGAGAUGGAGAAGGGCAAGGGGGACUGCGCUGCUGAGAAGAGGAAGGAGCCUGGCAGGGAGACUCCUACCCACUGGCAGCCUCUGCCAGGCACGAAAGCAGCCAUGUUGGUCAAAGUGAACAGUCUGAGGCAGAUACAGAGCUCGUCAAACAGUUCGCUUCAGCUGCAGAGCGCUCCAGAGGCCAGCAGCCAGAAAUCUCUGCCAAAGCCAGCCAUAUAUGCUCAGCCUCAAUCCACAUCCAAGAGCCCUGGAGACACAAAGCAAAUGCCAACAGGAGAAACAAAGCAAGCUAUGCAGGUCAAGAAGACGGAGAAUGGUGGGUUUUGCCUAGUGCUGAUGAAUGGUCCAACCUCUCAAACACCUCCAAGGAGCCAGACAGGAACCCCCCAGCCUGCAUCCCCCAAGUAUGCCUCCCCCGCACCUAUAUACGAUGAGCCGUCUCUGGAGUCUCCAAUUUAUGAUGAGCCACCAGUAGAUAUGGACACAGAAAGCAUCAGUAUGAGUGGGAUGUCCCCACCAAGGUCACCAAGCAAUAGCUUAAAGAAGCACCUGCAGCCAACCAAAUUAUUACAGCAUCCAAGUGUGCAACAGCAGCAAGCUGCAAAGAAGCAUGCAAGGAAUCCUUCUUCCACUGAAUACAGCCCAGCUGGCAGAGAAUAUAUAAAACACAUGGUCAACGUUGACCAGUCUUCCAAACUCUCCCACUCUUCUGCUGCAACAGCUGAUGCCUCUGCUAAACUGCCCGGCCAGCUUACUUCAAAGGACAGCUUCAAGCAGUCUUGGAGAAUCUUGGAAGCCAAUGUCCUCAAGAACAUGGAAGCCCAUCACAGUCGGCAGAACAGCCUUCAAACUCAAGAGUACCCAACUGGUAUAAGCCAUCAGGAUUCUGGUUAUUCGACUGGCCCUUCUCCAAGCCUCAGAAAAAGGAAAGGAAGGAGGCAAGGGACAGGUCAAGGAAGACCUGGCUCUGUAGGCAGCAGCAGCGAGCUCACAGCUUUGAAUGAUAAGCUGAUUGCUGAGAUGCGUGCUGUGGUGGGCAGGUCAGCAGCUUGCAGGGGGAGCAAAGCCAGCCUCGACACUGAAAGUCUGGAGAGUGGUGUCCCGGCAGAGAGCAGCAAGGUCAGAUUUCAGUCUGACCACUUGAAAAAGUGCAUCAGCCGGAGCUCAAGGGACGAUGUCUCAGCUAGCAAUAGGUCUUUGUAUAGACAGGGCCUGGAGAGCAGAGGCAGCUUUCCUGAAGAUGUGGCUGCUCCACAGGACACAGUGAGGCAGAAGAGGACUUUUGAGAAAAUAGAUUCUUUAGAAAAGAAUGUAACUAGCCAGACAAGUUUGGCUUCGUCAGAUCCCAUGCAUCACUCCUCCCAGCCCGGGACUAUAGAGUUGGACCCCAAGCAGGAGAGCAGUGGUCAGCCUGGCAGUUGCAUGGGAUAUAAUUUUCCUUACAGUACUCUACGGAAGCCCAUCUCUCAGAGCAGCAUGGCAGACUGGGCUUCCAAAAACCUAAACAUGCAUACGCAGGGCAUCUUCCGCCGAAGGAUCUCCAUCUCCAACAUGCUUUCCUGGAAUGGCGGCUCCAUCAAAAAGCCAAUGCUCAUCACUAGUAACCGCACCAUCAAAAAAGAGGCAUGUGAGAUGUUCAAACUGGUGCAGAGCUACAUGGGAGAUCGUCAGACUCGCAUGGACCGGAAUCACGUGGCGUUGGUCACAGUCACCAAGUGCUGGAGCGUGCAAGGGUUACGGGAUGAGCUCUACAUUCAGCUGAUCCGUCAGACAACAGAUAAUACGUGUUACCGAAGUCUGGCGUGGGGCUGGGAACUGAUGGCCAUCAGUCUGGCCUUUUUCUCCCCAUCACCCAAAUUUCAGUCUUAUCUGGAAGGUUACAUUUAUCGUCACCUUGACAGUGAUGAAAACAUUGCCCAGCGCAUCAAGGAGCUUGUGGAUCUGAAAAACAAGAAGAACUCAAAAUCCAGGAAAAAAAGGAAGCAGAACACUGAGGAUGAAGGUCUGCCCAUCAGCACCUACGCCAAAUACUGCUACCGGAAACUCCAGAAAGUAGCUGUCACUGGAGGCAAAAAGGGCCUCCGUAAACCGACAGUGGAGGAGAUAGUGCAUGCCAGGAAUGCCAUCGUGACACCGUCACUCUUCGGCAGCUCUCUGGAGGAGAUCAUGCUGCGGCAGCAGGACUUGUACCCAGAGAACAAGCUGCCCUGGGUGCAGACGCAGCUAUCGCAGCAGGUCCUGGCUCUGGGAGGAGAGCAGACAGAAGGGAUUUUCAGGAUACCUGGGGACAUAGAUGAAGUCAAUGCGUUGAAGUUACAGGUGGAUCAGUGGAGAAUCCCAAGCGGCCUCAGUGAUCCCAACAUCCCAGCCUCUCUUCUAAAGCUGUGGUACCGGGAGCUGGAGGAGCCCGUGAUCCCCCAACAGUUCUACAAAGAGUGCAUCAGCAACUAUGAGAACCCCGACGCUGCCGUGGCUGUGGUGCAGCUUUUGCCAGAGCUCAACAAGCUGGUGCUGUGUUACCUCAUCCACUUCCUGCAGAUCUUUGCUCAGCCAUCGAAUGUGGGCAGAACAAAGAUGGAUGUGAAUAACCUGGCCAUGGUGAUGGCCCCCAACUGCCUGCGCUGCCAGUCUGAUGACCCUCGCGUUAUCUUUGAGAACACACGCAAAGAGAUGUCCUUCCUUCGUAUGCUGAUCGUGCAUCUGGACACGAGCUUCAUCAAAGGACUGGUCUGAGACACUGGCCCUGGGGUCCGAGACAGCUCUGGGGAGUCGCUGGCUGUCUAAAGUCUUCUCCCCUCCAUUUAGGUUUCCUACAUUGUCCUUGUCACACCCUGAGCAUCUCCCAGCAUCUGACCUUGAGGACGAGGACUUAGAUACUCCUGGAAGGCUGAGGCUAUUCAGCACCAGGAAGUCCUUGGACGUGCCAAGCCAGGUUCUGUGAUUCCUGGCCUUCCAGCGUGUGUCAGAGGGGCAGCCCUCCUCCUUGGAGCCACAGGACUGGUUGGUUGUUGAAAGGGCUGUAACAUCCAUCAGAAGCUGCUACCUGGGGCAGUGAGACUCCCCCCCCCCCCUUCUGGAGGCAGGAGUUGGCUUCAGGUAGGAGAACGUCACUCCUGUGUUGUGGCAUGAGCUGAUCCUGGGGGAGAUGCUGCCUCGUUGGGGAUAAUUCCACUGCUAUGGAGUGAGCCUAGUUCACCUCUGCAGGCUGAAGGUGUGAGGGUUGUUCUGCCACCCUGCGAUGCUGUUGGUAGGGAUGUGAUCCCUGAGGCAGAGGGGUUCCUUGGACUGCUGUGAUCGGUGGCAGCCCAUUGCAGCCCAGGAGAGGAGGAGUUUGAGCCUCUGCUGCUGGGGCUGGACAGGCAGCCGUCCCACAGCUGGCAGUCCUGGCAGCUGGAUCCACGCAGCAUCCAUCUCACCUUCUCCUUCAGGCAGCCUCAGAGCUUCAGCAGCAUCCACCCACACCGUGGGCUGGGGACAAGAGGAGGCCACAACGAACAGAUAAACGACCCGAACAGAUAAACGACCCCUCUGUCGUCCUCCUCACGAGGGCUGUAUCCUCUGGAGUGGUUCCCCCAGUAGCCUUGCAGCUCCUUUCUGCUAGGGCAGCGUGAGCUGACACCAGCUUUUCUGAAGAGCUUCUGCAGCCGUGCUCAGAGCAGGCUCCCCGCUUCCUUACUGAUUCCAGGUCCUUCCCAGACUGCUCGGCCUGGGACUGAAUACCAGUUUUGCCCACCCUCCCGGUUCAAAGAAAGGAGGGAUGGCCCACAAAAGUGGGAAGUGCUCCUAUGUUGGUUACACCUUUCCAGGCAGAGCAGGAGCAUUGCUGUGUGCUCCUGAAAUGCUGAUACUGCCUGGAGUCAACCGUGGCACCUAUGCUCUUUCCCACCAAAUUCCCAUGGGAAUUGCAGAGGGGUUGGGAAGGGGAGGGGAAGGAAGAUAAGAGAAGGGCAGAGGCGGGUGUGAGUGGCUGAGGUAGGGGAGGUGUCAGGCAGGCAGCUCAGCGUUCUCUCUGGGAUCUCCUGGUUUAUUUGGAUGAACCCCACAGCAGGAGUUCGGUUUGUGCCCAGCUGAAGGGGAUCGUGGUUCCUCUCCUUAUACCAGGUGCUUCUGUGGGCCAGGAAAUCAGGAUUAGCCCUGUCAAACGCCCCGAAAGUUAAACCCCUGCAGCUUUCUGUUUGCACGAGGCAUGGAGUGGACAGAGUCUUUCAGAGGCAGUGCCUGUAUUUUCCCACAGACUCCAGCUACUGUUGCAUGUUUCCUACCAAGCAGCAGUUGCUAAUUCUGUGCCAUCCCGGUCUUACUCUUCCUUUGAGAUGUUGUCCUUGCUGGAGGCAGGCAGGCCUGCUGCAAAAUGCUGCAUAUUGGGGUUACUCAUGCAAUGCCAAGUCUGCUGGUAGCAUCCAAGGUCGCCUUUGCAUUUCUGCAUCCCUGUCCCUUUCAGGUGGGGACCUGGAAUCAUCCUCUGCUGAUGGCAGCGGGUAGCUGAGCCCUGCCAGCAGUGAGGUUUAAUGCUGAUAUCUGAGUCUGUACCAAAAGCUCGGGCAUAAAGUGCCACCUGCAGAGUGCCCCGAGCCUGCUGGCUGCUGGGGUCUCCCAGUGUGCAUGAACGGCGUUUCAAGGGCACUCGUUUACUCGGAUGAACCCCACAGCAGCAGUUCAGUUUGUGCCCAGCUGAAGAAGAGUCGUGGUUCCUCUCCUUGUACCAGGUGCUUCUGUGGGGGCCAGGAAAUCAGGAUUAGCCCUGUGAAACAUGCCCCCAAAAGUGUGCCAGGGUCUGUUUCCCACACCCAUCCAAGUUCUUCGAAGCCAUUCAGCUUGGUUUGGCCUGAAGCGCUGAACAACUUGGACUGCAGAUGUGAGGCUGCUUUCCCAGAGUCGUAGGCAGGGGGAUUCAAAUUGCUGAGCAGGUGUGGGAGCCACAUCCUGCUCCUGGGUGGCGAGCACCACGCGGUGCCUGCUCCCUUCUUUGGGCAGCAAAUGCUUGUGCCGCGCUUCGGCUGCAGCCAGCCGCCGCAUAGGUGAUCCGUGCUAUUCCUCGCACUUAGCUGUAGCGGGCAAUCAAACCAUAGGCAUUUGCUGCUAUUACAGAGGAAUGCUUCUUGCCAGGGCUGAAAAUAGGCUGAUAAAUGACACUGGAUAUUAUUUUCUCUGCAAACAGAUUUGUAAAUACGAAUCAGUAAGGCAGCCUCUCCUCCGUUAUAAUAAUAAAUACAAAC